This is a messenger RNA of Prunus dulcis (almond), 2540 nucleotides long. RefSeq names its product phospholipase D alpha 1-like. The record is from RefSeq and is a predicted model, not a curated record. Gene Ontology annotation, molecular function: calcium ion binding; D-type glycerophospholipase activity. The coding region runs from base 35 to 2455 and encodes 806 amino acids. The transcript is spliced from 4 exons. NCBI's taxonomy places the organism in Eukaryota, Viridiplantae, Streptophyta, Magnoliopsida, Rosales, Rosaceae. Gene Ontology annotation, biological process: phospholipid catabolic process; phosphatidylcholine metabolic process. Gene Ontology annotation, cellular component: plasma membrane.
UUCCAAGAGUUGUAGUGAGAGAAGGUGAAAAACAAUGCCGCGUUUGCUUCAUGGGACACUUUUGGCAACGAUAUGUGAGGUUGAUAGGCUAUACAAUGGAUGUGGGCUCCACUUAUUGUGGAAGUCACCUAAAAUCUUUGUAGCUCAAAUCAAGAAGUUGGUGCUGUGCGGGCCUAAACAGAUUGUUGGAUCCAAACUCUAUGCAACAGUUGAUCUAGAUAAGGCCAGGGUUGGCCGGACCAGAAUGGUAAACGAUCCCAACAAUCCCAAAUGGAGGGAAGACUUUCACAUCUACUGUGCUCAUAAUAUCUCACACCUUAUAUUCACUGUCAAAAGUAACGAUCUGAUUGGGGCAACUCUGAUUGGAAGAGCUUAUAUACCUGUUGAAGAAAUAAUCAAGGGUUAUGCGGUGGACAGAUGGGUUGAAAUAUUAGAUGAAGAUGGAAAUCCCAUCUAUGGAAAUUCUAGAAUUCAUGUCAAGUUGCAAUUUUCCAGUGUUAAAGAUGACUUCCAUUGGUCUCUGGGGAUUAAAAGUCCCAAGUAUGAUGGUGUUCCUUGGACAUUUUUCAAUCAAAGAGAGGGUUGCAGGGUUACACUAUACCAAGAUUCCCAUGUCCCGAACGAUUUUAUCAGUCACAUCCCCGCGUAUAAGCCCCAGAGAUGCUGGGAGGACAUCUUUGAUGCGAUCACUAAUGCAAGGCACUUCAUUUACAUAACCGGGUGGUCUGUGUACACUGAAAUAACCUUGUUAAGGGACCCGAGUAGGCGAAAAGAUGACAUUACACUAGGGGAGCUUCUUAAGAGGAAGGCAAAUGAGGGUGUUUCAGUUCUUUUGCUCGUUUGGGAUGACAGAACUUCUGUUGAGGAACUGAAGAAGGAUGGUUUGAUGACAACCCAUGAUCAAGGAACCGAAGAAUACUUUCUAAACACGAAAGUGCAUUGCUUCUUAUGCCCCCGGAACCCUGAUGUUGGAAAAAGCAUAAUUCAGGGUUUUCAGACUGCAACAAUGUUCACUCACCAUCAGAAGACAAUUGUAGUUGACAGUGAGAUGCCUGGUGGAGAAUCCCAAAAAAGAAGGAUUGUGAGUUUUGUUGGAGGUAUUGAUCUUUGUGAUGGAAGAUAUGAUACGCCAAAACAUCCCUUGUUUGCAACUCUAGACACAACUCACCAGAAGGAUUUCCAUCAGCCAAACUUUGCUGGCUCUUCGAUUAGGAAAGGCGGUCCAAGGGAGCCCUGGCAUGAUAUUCAUUGCAAACUGGAAGGGCCUGUUGCUUGGGAUGUCUUGUACAACUUUGAGCAGAGGUGGAAAAAGCAAGUUGGUGAAAGGUUCUUAAUUUCACUAGGCAAGCUUGAAGAAAUCACAGUUCACCCACUUAAAAAUACGUUCUCAAAUGACAAGGAGUCAUGGAAUGUUCAGUUGUUCAGAUCUAUUGACAAUGGGGCUGCUUUUGGCUUUCCUGAGAAACCUCUGGAAGCAACACAGCUGGGCCUUGUGAGUGGGAAGAAUAACAUCAUAGACAGAAGCAUUCAAGACGCAUAUAUCCACGCCAUUCGUCGUGCCAAAAACUUCAUUUACAUAGAGAAUCAGUACUUCCUUGGAAGCUCAUUUGGCUGGAAAUCAAAAGACAUUAAGGAUGAGGAUAUUAAUGCUUUGCAUCUUAUACCAAAGGAGCUCUCACUUAAGAUUGUUAGUAAAAUUGAAUCAGGGGAGAGGUUCACUGUCUACAUUGUUGUCCCAAUGUGGCCAGAAGGUAUACCUGAGAGUGCUUCUGUUCAAGCUAUAUUGGAUUGGCAAAGAAGGACAAUGGUGAUGAUGUAUACUGAUAUCUCUGAAGCCCUUCAGAGAAGGGGUUCAAAUGAACACCCCAAGGACUAUCUGACAUUCUUCUGCCUAGGCAACCGGCAAAUGGAGAAGGAUGGAGAAUAUAAACCUCCAGAGACUCCAGAGCCAGACACUGAUUAUAAAAGAGCUCAGCAGGCCCGGCGUUUCAUGAUUUACGUGCAUUCAAAAAUGAUGAUAGUUGAUGAUGAAUACAUAAUCAUUGGAUCUGCCAACAUAAACCAAAGGUCCAUGGAUGGAUCAAGGGACUCUGAGAUUGCUAUGGGGGCAUUCCAGCCUGAACAUUUAGCUACCACAGACCCAGCUAGGGGUCAAAUCUAUGCUUUCAGGUUAUCACUAUGGUUUGAGCACCUUAGAGUGCCUGACAACUCCUUCUUGCAUCCAGAAUCUUUGGAAUGUGUCCGAAGAGUAAAUCAGAUUGCCGAAAAACAAUGGGAUCUCUACUCAAGCGACACACUUCAUCAAGACCUUCCAGGUCACCUUCUUCGCUACCCUGUUGAAGUAAGCAAGACUGGAGAUCUAACAACACCGCCAGGCUUCGAACAUUUCCCCGAUACCAAGGCUCGAAUUUUUGGUAAUAAAUCUGAGUACCUUCCUCCAAUCCUCACAACCUAGCAGUUGUGUCUGCUCAAGAUGUGUUAUUACUAAAUGCCUAAUCUGGAUGUAAAUUCCUAUUAAUCAUUAACAACAUUGUUAAGUC